UGACAUGUACAGCACGCUCUGCACGCGAUGGCUCCCUCGCUGGCCUCUGCCGAACGGAUCCGCCGUCGGCCAUUAUGUCAGCAUUUCCCUGAAUGCUGAAUGGGCGAUCCGGCAGUCGGCCGUUAUGUCAGCACCAGUUCUCUAGCUCGGUCGCACAAGCUCGACGGAGACGUGAUUCCGCAUGGCCGACAUCACCACCCCACACCAGCCAUCGCCGACAUGUCGAGUAUCGCCCCCACGAUCGCGAGGCAGGCCCUGCGCAUUGCCUCCAGAAGGUACGCAGUGUCCAGCUUCGCGCGCACAUCGCCCCGCACCGCUGCCAGCCGCCGCAGCUAUGUCUCUGAGACCAAGUCGAACAACGCCACCGUCAACCUGGACACGACGAUUCAGGCCGAGAAGAAGGCUUUCCUGCACCAGACAGGCGAGAAGGCUGAAGACGCAACGAUGCCCACCACCGGCAUGUCUGCCGACGCCAUGAUGAGCCCGACUGCUGGUAUUCUGAAGCAGGCCACGGUGAUGGACCAGGGAUCGCGGCCAAUCUACCUGGACAUGCAGGCCACAACGCCCACGGACCCCCGAGUCGUCGACGCCCAGCUGCCGUUCAUGACGGGCCUGUACGGCAACCCGCACUCGCGCACGCACGCCUACGGAUGGGAGACGGACAAGGCCGUCGAGGAUGCCCGCGUGCACAUUGCCGACCUCAUUGGAGCUGACCCCAAGGAGAUCAUCUUCACCAGCGGCGCCACGGAGAGCAACAACAUGAGCAUCAAGGGCGUGGCUCGCUUCUUUAAGCGCGCCGGCAAGAAGAACCACAUCAUCACGGCACAGACGGAGCACAAGUGCGUGCUGGACAGCUGCAGGCAUUUGCAGGACGAGGGCUUCUCCGUCACAUAUCUGCCCGUGCAGAGCAACGGUCUCGUCGAUCUGAAGCAGCUCGAGGAGGCGAUGCGGCCCGAGACGAUGCUCGUCAGCAUCAUGACCGUCAACAACGAGAUUGGUGUUGUGCAGCCCAUGGAGGAGAUUGGCCAGAUGUGCAGGGCGCGGAAGAUCUUCUUCCACACGGAUGCCGCGCAGGCGGUGGGCAAGAUUCCCAUCGACGUCAACAAGAUGAACGUCGACCUGAUGUCCAUCUCCGGUCACAAGAUCUACGGGCCCAAGGGCGUUGGUGCUUGCUACGUGCGAAGGCGGCCCAGGGUCAGACUCGAUCCCAUCAUCAGUGGCGGUGGCCAGGAGCGUGGGCUGCGAAGCGGUACACUGGCGCCACCUCUCGCGAUUGGCUUUGGUGAGGCUGCGCGCAUCUGCAAGGAGGAGAUGGAGUACGACACCAAGCGCAUCACGAAGCUUUCGAACCGCCUGCUGGAGGGCCUGCUCUCCAUGGAGCACACGACACUGAACGGUGACCGCGAGCGCCACUACCCCGGCUGCGUCAACGUGUCGUUUGCCUAUGUCGAGGGCGAGUCCCUUCUCAUGGCCCUCAAGGACAUUGCUCUGUCGUCAGGCAGCGCCUGCACAUCAGCCUCACUGGAGCCCAGCUACGUUCUCCGCGCUCUCGGCAGCAGCGACGAGAGCGCGCACAGCAGCAUUCGAUUCGGAAUUGGACGGUUCACGACGGACGCGGAGAUUGACUACGUCUUGAAGGCUGUCAAGGAGCGCGUCACGUUCCUGCGAGAGCUCAGCCCGCUGUGGGAGCUCGUCCAGGAGGGUGUCGAUCUCAACACGAUCGAGUGGAGCCAGCACUGAGCUGACGUUGGAGGAUACCCUGAUCGUUCUUGUAAGUUAUUGGUUGCAUGUUAAGAUAGUCUUGUAGCACACGCUCGUUGAGGCGUAUGAAUGAAGAUGCUGCACUUUGUUAGUGGA
Molecule: messenger RNA, 1857 nt
Organism: Didymella exigua CBS 183.55
Lineage: Eukaryota; Fungi; Ascomycota; Dothideomycetes; Pleosporales; Didymellaceae
Product: cysteine desulfurase
Exons: 2
Coding region: 100-1740 (546 amino acids)
Biological process (GO): [2Fe-2S] cluster assembly
Cellular component (GO): mitochondrion; cytosol; nucleus
Molecular function (GO): cysteine desulfurase activity; pyridoxal phosphate binding
Source: RefSeq, a predicted model, not a curated record